Messenger RNA from Styela clava, 1665 nucleotides. The record is from RefSeq and is a predicted model, not a curated record. Lineage: Eukaryota; Metazoa; Chordata; Ascidiacea; Stolidobranchia; Styelidae.
AUGGUGACAAUUUUUUACGAAUGCAUGAGUGGAAUAUUCAGUUCCUCAUGUUAUUUUGUGAUCUAUGGAUUUUUGGUUUACGUCACAAUUCCGCUGAUUUUCAAGAUUUAUCCAAAAAUCGUCUUUGAAAGAUUAUUUCUUAACAGAGUCUGCCCACCUGUAUGGUUGCUGAAGCUGAACAAACCAGACAAAGCCUACAAUCUUAAAGAGAGCAAGAACUGUUAUGUGAAGUCUUCGAGUGGAAGUACUUUAGGCGUUUGGCAUAUUCCGCCAGUCACUCAGUACGAUACUCCAGAGGUCAAAUCAGGGUCAUUACAAGACGCUGAGAAAAUCAUCAUUUAUUGCCAUGGCAACUCGUUUCAUCGUGGUUUCAAGCAUCGAAGAGAUUUAUAUUCAGAGCUGCAGAAAUCAGGAUUCCACAUCAUAGCUUUUGACUACAGUGGAUUUGCGGACUCUACCGGUCAGCCGAGCCCAACAAGAGUCGUGGAGGAUGCAAUUAGCGUGUAUAAGUGGACGGUCAAGCAGCUCCAGAAAGAAGAUGUGACAAUCGUGCUUUGGGGUCAUUCACUCGGCACUUACAUCAGCACGAGGGCGCUAUCGCUCAUGUACGACCAGAAAGAUGGCACUCGACUCCCUGACUGUCUGAUACUUGAAGCUCCGUUCACGAAUACAUAUGAUGCCGCAGACUGCUUCCCACUAUCUAAGUAUUUCUAUCUGCUCUAUCCCUUCAUGAGGUCUCAGGUUCACAAGAAUAUCAAACAAUAUGACGUAGAGCUCAGGACGGAGAAGUAUCUGCCGACAAUAAAGGCUCCUGUUAUGAUUCUACAUGCUAAAGAUGAUCAGAGAAUCGACAUUCAACUCGGUGAGACUCUGUACGAAAAGACGACCUCUGACCCCAUGUCAAAAUCUCCUUACAUUCGUUUCAUUCGAAUGCACGAGGAUUACGGAGUGAAACACUACACUGCUAAGCAUCCUGAGAUAAGGCAGUUAGUGCAUGAUUUCAUGGCUGAGGUCAAAGGUGAUCAGGAACAAGGAAGUAAAAAUAGAUUUGAAUUGAUCGAUAUUUAAUUUUUCAUUUUAUUUGUUUAAUUAGGCAAUAAAUAUAAAUGCUUUCGUCGAGUAGCAAAGAUCAAAGGUUACCAGGAACUAAAACUGAUUAAAGUUUUAUUUUUUUUACUAACCUUCAUUUUGUUAAUGAGACGACGAUUAGAGGCAAAUUGAACUUGCAUUCCUUGAAUUACGACAAGUGAUACAUGGGCUCGUUUUUGUUAAGUAAACCCCCGGCAUUGAUUUUUUCUGAAUCACUUAGAAUAGGGGUGGGCAAACUGCGAUCCACGGGCCAGUUAUGGCUGUCCGAAGUGUUUCAGUCGGCCUGUUAUGCUAUAUAUUUGUGAAUCGACUGUUUCUUAUUUGUAGUUUUGAGCCUCUGGCCCAGUAACCAAGUAUUAUCUGUAACAGGCCCACUUAGAAAAGUAAUUUCCUACCCCUUACUUAGAAUAUCAUUUUAUAUUGGUCCAUCUCAAGUAACCUAAUUAUUCAUAGACUUUUUUUGGUACUCCCAAAGUCUGUGAACCAAGAUGGUCGACACCGGAACGUAGUAUGUGUAUCAGGUUAGAGUUGGGCCAUAUUUCAAGUACAAGUACUACGGGAGUCACUUGGCUAGUC